This is a messenger RNA of Caenorhabditis elegans, 447 nucleotides long. RefSeq lists its product as uncharacterized. NCBI's taxonomy places the organism in Eukaryota, Metazoa, Nematoda, Chromadorea, Rhabditida, Rhabditidae. The transcript has 3 exons. The coding region runs from base 1 to 447 and encodes 148 amino acids. The record is from RefSeq and is marked reviewed.
AUGUGGUCAUCCAUCCCUUUUUCUGUGGCCACAACUCUGCCGCAUUCUUCACAUCUCCACGCCCCACCCCCCGUUGUUUCAUCGGACCGACUGGAUGCAAGCAAAAGCUUGAACUUCUUGACUAAUUCUUCUGAAGCCGAAUGUUUUUUUGCUACAUAUCGCCAAAUUCUGCACCCAAAUCUUCAUCUGAUGCAAUGCGAAAACUCGACGAAAGCUGCAUUUUUCUCUUCCAGACGCCAGGAUCCCGAAGGUUUCCAGCUCCUCCUGGCUCCAUGGAACAUGACGAAUUCGACGCCAAGAUCGUGCUCUCCACCUCAACCUACUCUUCUGUUUUUUUCCCUACUUCCCGAAGGUUUCCAGCUCCUCCUGGCUCCAUGGAACACGACGAAUUCGACGCCAGGAUCAUGCUCUUGGCACCAGACAAUUUUUUUAAAGUUAUUUCUUUGA